AUGGAAGAACAAUAUGUAACUGAAAUUCCUAGUAGCUUAAAGCAAUUGGCUCGUCUCGUUGUCAGAGGGUUUUAUAAUAUAGAAGAUGCGUUAAUUGUUGAUAUGUUGGUUCGUAAUCCUUGUAUGAAAGAAGAUGACAUAUGUGAACUCUUGAAAUUUGAAAGAAAAAUGCUUCGAUCUAAAAUUGCUACUUUGAAGAAUGAUAAAUUUAUACAAGUACGACUUAAAAUGGAAACAGGGUUCGAUGGAAAGGCGCAAAAAGUUAAUUAUUAUUUCAUUAAUUAUAAGACUUUCGUUAAUGUAGUAAAAUAUAAACUAGAUCUCAUGCGUAAAAGAAUGGAAACUGAAGAAAGAGAUGCUACUAGCAGAGCAAGUUUUAAAUGUCCUAACUGUUUAAAAACAUUUACGGAUUUAGAGGCAGAUCAGCUAUAUGACAUGUUCACUCAACAAUUCUUGUGCACCCAUUGUAAACAAGAAGUAGAAGAAGAUCAAUCUGCUUUGCCGAAAAAAGAUUCUAGGUUAUUACUUGCCAAAUUUAAUGAACAAUUAGAACCUCUAUUUGUAUUACUUAGACAGGUUGAAGGUAUAAAGUUAGCACCAGAACUUUUAGAACCUGAGCCUGUGGAUAUAAGUUCUAUUAAAGGAAGUGACAAAAAAUCUAAUCAAAUCUCAAAAAGUGGUAAUGAACAAUGGUCUGGAGAAUUAACUCGAAACCAGGGUUUCAAAGUUGAAGAAGCUCAUGUGGAUAUAACAAUCGGUGAAGAUCCAUUGCAUAAUCAAACAUCCAGAAAGGAAAGGCCAGUAUGGAUGACUCAGAGUACAAUAAUAAAUCAAGAUAUAAUAGAGAAUAAACCUGAUUUACAUAUAAGUGACUUACCUGCUGUUGAAACAAACGAAAAACCAAUUAAUAAGACUGGAGAAGAUAUAAUGUCUGUUUUACUGCAACAUGAGAAAAAAGAGCAAAGUAAAGCAGAUGCAGUUAGAGCAAUUAAGAAAAAUGAUUCGAGUGAUUCUAGUGAUGAUGAACCAGCAGCUUUUAAUUCUGUAAAUAAAGAUGUUGAUGCAAUGUCUUCAGAUGAUGAAGAUAAUGCUCCUGUUGUAAUGGUAGGAGGUAAACCAAUUCCAGUAACCCAAGUAGAUGAUAGAAUAAUAUCUCAAAUGACUCCAUCGGAAAAAGAAGCAUAUAUUCAAACUUACCAGGAAUGCUAUUCUAAUUUAUAUGAUUAA
Pediculus humanus corporis (human body louse) is the source of this 1227-nucleotide messenger RNA. RefSeq lists its product as uncharacterized. The transcript is spliced from 4 exons. Gene Ontology annotation, cellular component: transcription factor TFIIE complex. The coding region runs from base 1 to 1227 and encodes 408 amino acids. Gene Ontology annotation, biological process: transcription open complex formation at RNA polymerase II promoter; transcription initiation at RNA polymerase II promoter. Lineage: Eukaryota; Metazoa; Arthropoda; Insecta; Psocodea; Pediculidae. The record is from RefSeq and is a predicted model, not a curated record.